Molecule: messenger RNA, 1735 nt
Organism: Pungitius pungitius (ninespine stickleback)
Lineage: Eukaryota; Metazoa; Chordata; Actinopteri; Perciformes; Gasterosteidae
Product: asialoglycoprotein receptor 2-like
Exons: 6
Coding region: 39-806 (255 amino acids)
Molecular function (GO): signaling receptor activity
Source: RefSeq, a predicted model, not a curated record
UCACGUUGAUCAUUUGACAGCUGCUCGUCUUCACAGCGAUGGAGGAAAUCUACGCUAACGUUGAAUACGACAAGCCUCAGGUUUCCAUAAGACCUUCAACACCUGCCCCAGGUCCCAGGAGCCCAAGGAGCAGACCUCAUGGAGCUGUUGCUGUCUCUCUGGGGCUGCUCAGUGUCCUCCUGCUGGCUGGACUCGUCGGACUCGGUGUCUACUCGCAUGCAUCAGCUGCAGAACUCUCCUCCAUCAAAGCCAACCUGACGGAGCGUCUCCAGGUCAGUGGAGACAAGCUGUCCUCAGUGUCUGCAGAGAGAGACCAGCUGAAGGACAACUUCACUGCACUGAUGGACAACUUCACUGCACUGACCCAUGAGAAGGACAGACUUCAGCUGCUGUUGAAACAGAGGAAUAUGUGUCCUGAAAGAUGGAGGAGGUUCAGAUCUUCCUGUUAUCUUCUCUCUCCACGUGAUGAUUCCUGGGAAAAUGGCAGAAAGAACUGCAGAGACCAAGGAGCAGAUCUGGUGAUCAUAGACUCACUUGAAGAACAGAAAUUCCUGUCAAGCUUCACCACACGAUUUAGUUGGAUUGGUUUGAGUGACAAAGAAAUCGAGGGCACGUGGAAAUGGGUUGAUGGAACUCUGCUGACUGAGAAGUACUGGUCCACUGAGCCUGAUAACGGGGGAGGACAUCCCCAGAUUGGGGAGGAGGACUGCGCUCACCUGAAACCUCGCCUGAACGCACCAUCAAACUGGAAUGAUCUGUCAUGUGACGCUGCUCUGCAAUGGAUCUGUGAGAAACUGGCUGAAUAAUUUAAACACAUCAUCUGUAAAAUGUGAUUGUGUUUUGGCAAAAAGCCUUUAAUGGUGUCGUUGUAUGUUGCAUUUAGAGAGAGAAGGAGACCAUGUAAGUGCUGAGAGGUCAGGUAUCAGGGUCUUAUUUUAAGUCUUUAUUGUUAUGAUGCAUCUGUAGUGUGUGUGUGUGUGUGCUGGUGAUUUUGGUAUCAAAGAAACAAAGCUGCAUGUUGUACUGAAUAGAUUUUUUACAGCUUGUAGGAAACGCAAACAGGAAAGUAGCAGACCACAGCGAAUCAGGCCAACAAUCACCAAGAGUUUAUUAUCCUUCAACCAAAUCCCCCAAAACUCCAAGUGGCCAAAAAAAACUUCAGCAGUAGGCCACAGCGCAUCCUGGUGGUUCCCUCUGGGACUCUCACUGCCUCCCUGCACGGGCCCCUGGGCCACGUCUUUUUAAAGGAGCCGGCUCUGAUCGCACACCCAAUCGGGAUGGACCGUCAAUGAAGUCUUCUGCUGGGCCGUCUCACAGAAAGACAAGUUUACACAAGACACCCACAAAGGUCAGAGACGUACCAGAGCUUCACCUGGACCGCAUUCAUUAGAGCAACACAGGCGCCUUACGACACAUUCACCAAUGAACCCUGGUAUGAACAUCUCCUCAUGUCCCUCAAUAACUGCUAUAACACCAUUCACUUAACAGGUAGCAUGAUGCAGCAUGUGUACUUCUAUGUAAUGGAACUUCACCAUUCAAGGAAAUGUGGUUUGGAGGAUUUAUUGUGAUAUUUUUCUAAAAAUGUUGUCAUUAAUGUGAAAUUACAUGAAAUAAAAGUGAUUUUAUUUGCAUAUGAACUGUUGACAGGGGAAGGUUGCGACUGUAAAAGCUACAUGAUCCCUGUUUUUCCCAAUAAAGGACCUUUAAGCUUCAAUGAGACUAAUUUGUCUUCAGU